AUCGACCUUGCUCGAGCCUUCCAGCUGUUGGAAGCCGUGAGUAGUGGGGGGCCCCCACUUUUUGCUUCUUCCCAGGGGGGCGGGACCGCAGGUAGCGAGAUGCCUGUUCCGAAGGCAGGUAUGGGGGAGAAGCAACGCCUCGCCGUGAUUUUCAACUGCUUGCUGCAUGCAUGCGAGCGACAGGGGGACGCUCUUGGCGGGUUUGAAGUGUAUAGGCAGAUGAAGGCCACUGGGGCCCCCCCGGACGAGGCGACAUUCCACAGCGUUGCUGCGUUGCUGGAACGAUCGGGAGAGCAACACGGAAUGCUAAAGCUGUUGGAGCACAUGCAGGCGGAGGGCCAUGAGCCAUCUCUAGCAGUCCUUAGCCUGGCCGUUACCUGCUGUAGCAGAGCAGGCGCUGCUGAUGCAGCUUUGCAUCUCUCUCAGCAGCUGCGAAGGAGGAUUCGCACAGCCGCGGCUGCUGCUGCCCCGACAGCAGCAGUAGGCGUCGCCCCCUGGACUGCUGGCCUCGAAAAGGAAGACGAAGGCAUCAGAGCAGCAGCAACAGCGCUGCAGCAAGCCCUACCGUCGAGUGUCUAUGCCGCUCUUGUGAGCGGCUGUGCUGCAGCAGGCAGGCAUGAAAAGGCCCUUCAUUUGUACGGCGAGCUGGCUAGUCUUAAGGGAUACCAGGAACUGCUGCAGCGACGCCUUGCACAGAAGGCGCAAAACACCCAGCAGGAGCAGCAACAACAACUAGAGCCAGAGACGCUCCAGCACCUCCAGCAGCUGCUACGGCGAGACUCGUAUCUCCCGAAAGCCCAAGUUGUGAAUGCCGCCGUUGCUGCAGCAGCUGCAACGGGGCGCUUGCAGCUGGCGCUUUCCUUCUACAGGCGAGACUUGUUGCGGCAGCAAGAACAACAGGUGCAGCACGGGGAGGACCACUUUGCUGAGGAUACCCUUGGUAGCUUGAGUGGAGGCGAGGCAUAUGCCCCGACGACUGAGACCUUCCUGCUGCUGUUAACUGCUGCUGCAGCGCAGCAGAGCUCGAGCACAGUAGAUAUCUUACUGCGAGACUUUGAGCAGCAACAGCUGCUGCGGCAGCAACAACAACUUCCGCCGCUUGACGCUCCAGCUAUACAUGCAGCCGCAGCGGAGGCUCUUGCAGCCGGGGGCAGGUGGAGGGAAGGCCUACAGCUGCUAGUUCACUCGCAUGCGGACCGGCAACGACAGCAACACCAGGCGAUUCAACAGCUGCAGCACUUGAUCAGCACGCAGCAGCAACUGCGGCAAGAGGAGCAGCAACUUAAUCGGAUCCAGCCGAUGCUUCAACAGUUCCCCCCAGCGGGGAGCGUUAUACCGUAUCUUGCAUUGCUAAGAUCCUGCGCCGCAGCGGGAGCACCGCGGGAGGCCCUCGGCGUGCUGCGUUUGCUGCAACAGCGGCAGCAGCAGCAGCAGCACCUGUACAUGCUGCAGCAGCAACUGCAGCAAGAUGAGGUGCUCUCAGCUGCAGCAGCUGUACCACCAGAGCUGCCCCUAAACGCCUUCGCUGAAGUUAUGGCGGCAGCAGCAGCAGCAGCAGAUUGGCAGCUGGUGCUCUCCGUUGCGGCCGAAUUCGAGUCUCCGAAGGUGCAGCAGCAAGUUGCAGCAGGGGCCGUUGCCGCAACAGCAGCAGCUGCGACUGCGUUUGCAAGUAGUGCCACGGAAGAACGCCUACCACAGCAUACUGCCGCUACUGCAAACGUCGAUGGAGCUGCAGCAGCAGCGGCAGCAGCAAGUGCUGCUGCUGCCUUGUCGCAGCAACCAAUACCCCUAGAGCUGCGUUUACGUAUUGCUUCGCUGAAGCUUAUGGGGCUAUUGCACACGCGACAAUCCCUUGCUGCAGCGAGGCAGCGGGAGCACCUGUUACACCUCAUCGAAAAGAGCAGCAGCCGCGGCGCACGCCCCGUGCAAAGAGGCUCAGGGGUACCACAAAGUAUUGAGGGAUUGCAUCAGGAGCUGCAGCCUGUAGCAAUAAACGAUGCACUUACCGAAGACGUCCUGAAGCUUGCAGAGAAUAUGUUAGGCCCACCAGUACAGGAACACCACCCGCAGCGUGCCACCCCACUGCUGCAUCCGCAUGAGCGGGAGCGGCUGGAGGAGCAGCAGCGACAACGCCACAGAGAGAUGGUGCUCGAACAAAUCCGGCAACACGAACAGCAGCCAAGGACGCACAACCCGCACUCCGAAUAG
Molecule: messenger RNA, 2208 nt
Organism: Cyclospora cayetanensis
Lineage: Eukaryota; Apicomplexa; Conoidasida; Eucoccidiorida; Eimeriidae
Product: chromatin modification-related protein EAF1
Exons: 2
Coding region: 100-2208 (702 amino acids)
Molecular function (GO): protein binding
Source: RefSeq, a predicted model, not a curated record